AUGAUUUAUCAAAAAUUCUUUGUGGCUUUGUUACAUUGGGAAUUUAUUUAUAUGACAACUGCAUUUACCGUGACAUAUCCAGUUACUCCUUGGAAAUUUAAGUUGUCUUGCAUACCACCAAAUACAACUUAUGGCUUUCUUUUUCCUGCUGGAAUCUCAGAGAACAGUUCAAGUUUGAAUGGAUGUUAUGAGGCACUUGUUGAAGCUAAAUAUAAUUCAUGUAGUACCUACUUUUCUAACUUAUCAUUGAAAACAACUUGCCACUGUUGUUUUUGGAAUGAGCAAGAUAAAAACUGCUGUAUACGUGCAGACAACGCUGAAGGGAAAACAUUUGUUUCAACAGUAAAUUCUUCAGUUAUUCAACAAAUAGGUGCAAACUGGAACAUACAGUGCUGGGUGAAAGGGGACCUGAAGUUAUUCAUUUGUCACAUGGAAUCAUUCAAGAAUCCCAAGAAUUAUGACUUUAAGGUCAAUCUUUUAUAUAUUCUGUCUGAAGACUUAGAAUAUUCAUCACUGAUCCCCGAGAAAGGCAGUUUUCAGAUUGCUCAGUGCAAUUGCACUGUUCACGAAUGUUGUGAAUGUCAUAUGCCUGUGCCCACAGCCAAACUCAACUACACUCUUCUUAUGUACUUGGAAAUUACAUCUGGAAGAGUAAUUUUUCAGUCACCUCUAAUGUCAGUUCAACCCAUAAAUGUUGUGAAGCUGGAUCCACCAUUAGGUUUGCACAUGGAAAUCACAGACGGUGGUGAUUUAAAGAUUUCUUGGUCCAGCCCAACGUUGGUACCAUUUCAACUUCAAUAUCAAGUGAAAUAUUCAGAGAAUUCUACAACAAAAGUAAGAGAAGUUGCUGAAAUUGUCUUAUCUACGUCCCUGCUAGUAGACAGUGUGCUUCCUGGGUCUUCAUAUGAGGUUCAGGUACGGGGCAAGAGACUGGAUGGCCCAGGGAUCUGGAGUGACUGGAGCUCCCCUUAUAUCUUUACCACACAAGAUGUCAUAUACUUUCCACCUAAAAUUCUGACAAGUGUUGGUUCUAAUGUUUCUUUUCACUGCAUUUAUAAAAAUGAAAACACAAUUGUUUCCUCAAAAAAGAUUGUUUGGUGGAUGAAUUUAGCUGAGAAAAUUCCUCAAAGCCAGUAUAAUGUUAUGAGUGACCAUGUUAGCAAAGUUAUUCUUCCCAACCUGAAUGCAACCAAACCUCGAGGGAAGUUCGCAUAUAAUGCGGUGUACUGCUGCAACGAACAUGAGUGCCACCAUCGCUAUGCUGAGUUGUAUGUGAUUGAUGUCAAUAUCGAUAUAUCAUGUGAAACUGAUGGGUACUUAACUAAAAUGACUUGCAGAUGGUCAACCAAUCCAAUCCAAUCACUUGUGGGAAGUACUUUGCAGUUGAGAUAUCAUAGGAGCAGCCUUUACUGUUCUGAUAGUCCAUCUAUUCAUCCAGUAUCUGAACCCAAAGAUUGCCAUUUGAAGAAUGAUGGCUUUUAUGAAUGCAUAUUUCAGCCAAUCUUUCUAUUAUCUGGCUAUACGAUGUGGAUUAGGAUCAAUCACUCUUUAGGUUCACUCGACUCUCCACCAACAUGUGUUAUUCCUGAUUCUGUGGUGAAACCACUGCCUCCAUCUAGUGUGAAAGCAGAAAUUACUGUAAAUGUUGGAUUAUUGAAAAUAUCCUGGGAAAAGCCAGUCUUUCCAGAGAAUAAUCUUCAGUUCCAGAUUCGUUAUGGCUUAAGUGGAAAGAAAGUACAAUGGAAGACGUAUGAGGUUUAUGAUGCAAAAUCAAAAUCCUCCAGUCUGGCAGUGUCAGACCUGUGUGCCAUCUAUGUCGCUCAGGUGCGCUGUAAGAGGUUGGAUGGACUGGGAUAUUGGAGUAAUUGGAGUAAUCCAGCCUACACAGUUGUCAUGGAUAUUAAAGUUCCUAUCAGGGGGCCUGAAUUUUGGCAAGUAAUCAGUGAAGAUCCUACCAAGAAAGAGAGAAAUGUCACCUUACUUUGGAAGCCCCUGAUGAAGCAUGACUCAUUGUGCAGCGUGAGAAGAUAUGUGGUAAAGCAUCAGACUUCCUGCAAUGGCACAUGGUCAGAAGAUGUGGGAAAUCACACUAUGUUCACUUUCCAGUGGACAGAGCAAGCACACACUGUUACAAUUCUGGCCAUCAAUUCAAUUGGUGCUUCUAUUGUGAAUUUUAAUUUAACAUUCUCGUGGGCCAUGAGCAAAGUUAAUAUUGUGCAGUCACUGAGUGCUUAUCCUUUAAACAGCAGUUGUGUGAUUCUUUCCUGGAUGCUAUCACCCAGUGAUUACAAUCUAAAGUAUUUUAUUAUUGAAUGGAAAAAUCUUAAUGAAGACAAUGAAAUGAAAUGGAUCAGAAUCCCUUCAUCUGUUAAGAAGUAUUAUAUCCAUGAUCAUUUCAUCCCCAUUGAGAAAUAUCAGUUCAGUCUUUACCCAAUAUUUUUGGAAGGAGUGGGAAAACCGAAAAUAAUUAAUAGUUUCACCCAAGAUGUUAUUGAAAAACACCAGAAUGAUGCAGGUCUAUAUGUAAUUGUGCCGAUAAUUAUUUCCUCUUCAGUCUUACUGUUUGGAACAUUGUUAAUAUCCCAUCAAAGAAUGAAGAAGCUGUUUUGGGAUGAUGUUCCAAACCCUAAGAAUUGUUCCUGGGCACAAGGACUUAAUUUUCAGAAGGUCCCACUUUCAAAUUGUUUUAACCCAAAAUAUAUAAGAUUGCAUUUUAGAUGGCAUAUGACUUCUAAAGUUUAAAAGUUAUUAUUUCAAUUCACUCUAAUUUGAAUCUGUUUAAUAUAUUAUCAAUUUUCAAGAAUAGCAGGAUGCUGGGAUUUGAAA
Molecule: messenger RNA, 2826 nt
Organism: Choloepus didactylus (southern two-toed sloth)
Lineage: Eukaryota; Metazoa; Chordata; Mammalia; Pilosa; Megalonychidae
Gene: LEPR
Product: leptin receptor
Exons: 17
Coding region: 1-2742 (913 amino acids)
Biological process (GO): cytokine-mediated signaling pathway
Cellular component (GO): membrane; external side of plasma membrane
Molecular function (GO): protein binding; cytokine receptor activity
Source: RefSeq, a predicted model, not a curated record